Molecule: messenger RNA, 1390 nt
Organism: Gopherus flavomarginatus (Mexican gopher tortoise)
Lineage: Eukaryota; Metazoa; Chordata; Testudines; Testudinidae
Gene: SUV39H2
Product: SUV39H2 histone lysine methyltransferase
Exons: 6
Coding region: 58-1278 (406 amino acids)
Cellular component (GO): nucleus
Molecular function (GO): histone H3K9 methyltransferase activity; zinc ion binding; protein binding
Source: RefSeq, a predicted model, not a curated record
CUGGCGCCCUCCCCGGCAGCCCAAGUUCCGCAGGGUUUGAAUGCAGCCCCCUGCAAGAUGGCGGGCAGGCGAGGAGCUUGGUAUGUGCCUUGUCUAGCUUCACUUGAGACCAUCCAGGAAUUAUGUAGGAAGGAAAAUCUCACAUGUAAAUCCCUUGGAAUCACCAACAGGAAUCUAAAGAGUUAUGAGGUGGAAUAUUUAUGUGACUACAAGGUAGAAGAGGGCACAGAGUACUUCCUUGUGAAAUGGAAAGGAUGGCCAGAAUCCUCAAAUACCUGGGUACCUUUGAAAAAUCUUAAAUGCCCAUUGCUCCUUCAGUACUUCCAUAGUGAUAAGAAUGAAUAUUUAUCUCAGCUGAAACGAGGCAAAGCAGUAAUAUUGAAAAACCAUAUUAAAGCUUUGAACCCUGUAGUAGCACAGUACAUAGUAAAGAAGGCUAAACAAAGAAUAGCUCUACAGAGAUGGAAGGAAGAACUCAACCGGAAAAAGAACCAUAAAGGAAUGAUUCUUGUAGAAAACACUGUGGAUCUUGAGGGCCCUCCUUUAGACUUUUACUACAUUAAUGAAUAUAAACCUGCUCCAGGAAUAAAUGUAAUGAAUGGAAUUACAACCGGCUGUGAAUGCUCUGAUUGCCCUGCUGAGAAGUGUUGUCCAGAAGAGGCUGGAUUUUUCUUGGCUUACAAUAAACAAAAGCAGUUAAAAAUCCAACCAGGCUUGCCUAUCUAUGAAUGCAACUCAUACUGUAGAUGUGGUCCUGAAUGCCCUAACAGGAUAGUACAGAAAGGCACACCGUAUUCUCUUUGCAUCUUCAGAACUAACAACGGACGUGGCUGGGGAGUAAAAACCCUCCAGAAAAUUAAAACAAAGAGAUUUGUGAUGGAGUAUGUUGGAGAGGUGAUCACAAAUGAGGAAGCAGAGAGACGAGGUCAACUGUACGACAACCAAGGAAAUACAUACUUGUUUGACCUGGACUAUGACUCGGAUGAAUAUACAGUGGAUGCAGCUCGAUAUGGAAAUGUGUCUCAUUUUGUGAAUCACAGCUGUGAUCCAAAUCUUCAGGUCUUCAAUGUUUUCAUUGAUAACCUUGAUCUACGUCUUCCUCGGAUAGCACUCUUUUCUACAAGAACCAUCAAGGCUGGAGAAGAGCUCACCUUUGAUUAUCAGAUGAAAGGUUCUCUAGAUGUGACUUCAGACUCUGAUGCUGUCAGCCCAACGAGAAAGAGGAUCAGAACUGUGUGCAAGUGUGGAGCUGUGUGUUGCAGAGGGUAUCUCAACUGAAUUCUCAAUAGCCAAAGUUGCACAUAAAUUAUUUCGUUUUGGGGUUUUUUAAAUGUAUUUUAAGACUGCUGUUCUAGUUCACUUAUUCUUAUGAACUGAAGUAUUUUUACAU